AGCAAAUAUGCUGACUCGUGCCGUCUUAAAAGUAGCGAAGGACGCGUCUGCGGCAGUCACUUUUGACUUUUCGCUAACUUUGCUCGCUGCGGUCCGUUAGCGAGUGAGUGAGUUAGUCAGUCAGAGGAUGUUGCGUGCGGCGGCAGGAAGUUCGGGAGAACGACUCCCGUCACCAUUUUGACGGUGAUGACACUCGAGCGCGCACUCAGGAUGCUGAAGCGCUUUGCCACGCGGCUUCUGCUCGUGCUUCCUCUCGUCGUCGCGGGCAUCAACGGUGACAGCGACACGCUCGGUUUGGAGCUGAGGUUUCCGUGCGCCAAUUCGGUGUGCUAUCACAUUUGGAGAUUUACCGAGAGCAUUGACGUUGCAAUAACGAGUAACGCGGAGAUGGUCGCGGGUGUCGACGACCAGGACGCAAAAUGCACGGAGAAGCUCCGUCAGGUGGAAGAAAACGGACUUCAUUACUGCAAACUAACAGAUGAUGCCUUCACACCUCAAAACGAUCUUCCAGAGCUGAAAGUGGCGCCGGGCGACGCCGUGUCUUUCCAGUGCAUCCUACUGUCGUCCUUGACGCUGGGCCGUUGCUCCAAACCGCGCCGGCUGGAAGUCCUCUUGACGUGGGUGGACCGGGCCGGCCUGGAGGUCCGGGACAACUCCAGUCAUCGCGUCCGGCGAAAAUCCCCGUGUGACGUCACCUUGACCGUCACCUUGCAAGCUCCCGGGCGCGAGGCCUUCAGGUGCCGGGCUCGCGUGGGAGCAAUCACGUGGACUUCAGUGGAGAUGCGAGUCCAAGUACCAGCUUUCAAAGGGAAGGGAAGAGGAGGCUUCAAAUUAGAAGAAGUAGAACCUCAUGGCGACAGACGCUUCCAGGUCGGCGUGGUGGCGGCGGUGUUGGCGUGCGCCGCACUGACCGCCUUGGCCGCCGUGUUUGUUGUGGUCUGGCGACGAAAGGCAUCGAACCGGCCCGAGGCCUCCUGUCCCAUAGCCAAUAUCAACCAUGUUCCGGAUGAUGUCGUUUACGCGGACGUCGUCCUCCCCGUUGCUGCGGAAACAGGAUCUUUCUCUCAGGGCGAAGACACAGAAUACGCCUGCAUUCGAUACCAGGUCGCGGACGUGCUGGAGCCCAUCCCAGCUAUCAUUUGGGCAGGAGCCGGGGUACACCCUGAAUGCCAGCCAAUCGCAGGGCACAUACAAACAAACAACCAAUUGCAAACACAUUCACGCCUACGGGCAAUUUAGAGUCUUCAAAUAAUCUACCAUGCAUGUUUUUGGGAUGUGGGAGGAAACUGGAGUGCCAACGCAGGCACGGGGACAACAUGCAAACUCCACACAAACCGGGCCGGGCAUUGAACCCCGGUCAUCAGAACUGUGGUCUAGAGGUUGUUGCAUAAAAUAUUUUUUUUUAAUAUG
Molecule: messenger RNA, 1410 nt
Organism: Phycodurus eques (leafy seadragon)
Lineage: Eukaryota; Metazoa; Chordata; Actinopteri; Syngnathiformes; Syngnathidae
Exons: 8
Coding region: 187-1239 (350 amino acids)
Source: RefSeq, a predicted model, not a curated record